CGACGUGUCUACAAAGCCACUAGCUGAGUAUUUAAGACCAGGAAGAGGCCUGCCCAUCAAUUUCCUCAUUCUCUCGCUCGGUUUCUCGUCCGUGUCACGGUGUCUCUCCCCCCUCGCUUGCUACAGAGACUCGUGAGCAUAGUCGCGAGGUCACGCGACGACGUCACCAACUCGCAACGCCUUGGCUUCCACGAGCCUGUCAAUCGCCUAUACCUCACCGGAUAGAACCACAGCUGCUGCUGUUCGGCAUAAUAAUAGUAUAAUCAACACGAGGGCCCGCGAGAUAAAUCGAUCGGUUUCUCCGAAGAGCCAGAGAGGAAAUAAACGAAGUAGAGAGAGAGCGCGGAAACCAGACAUGCCGGGGACACGCCAGAAGUACACGGGGGCGACCGAUAUGCAGAACCGCACGCGACAGGAGCGCCACUUCGACGAGACGGAGCGGGCGCUGCCGACCUUCUCGCCGCUCGCGCCGGCCGCGCCGUCGCCCUCGGACCGGGCCCGGUACCUGCUGUCCUACCUGGGGCGUAAAAACCCGCUGCCGCGGCCGAUAACGGCCGAGGACACGGUGUGGCUGCUGGACAACACGGCGUACCGCAACGCGCGGACGGGGCGGUGGGAGGCUGAGUUCACGGCGGCGGCCUUCUCGCAGCACGCGUCGUGCGCCGUGGUCGACGCGGUGGCGGGGGUGGCCAGGCUCGUGGGCCUGGGCGAGGACGACCCGGACUACCCGACGGUGGAGGAGCGUGUGUGCCCGUUCGUGCGGGACGUCAAGCCGGGCGCGCGCGUCAAGGUGCUGCAGGCGGGGCGCACGCCGCUGAAGCUGGGCCCGGGCGGCCGCAACGGCAUCAGCACCGACGUGCGGACGCUGCCGGACGACCCGGACGGCGCGUGGGCCGGCGCGCUCGUGCCGACGUUCGCGCGCGUGCCCAAGGGCGCCGACGGCAUCCUCGAGAUGCGCACCUUCUUCGCCGGGCCCGAGGGCUGGGGCGUCAUCUCCGAUAUCGACGACACCAUCAAGGUGACGCAGACGAGCGACCCCGUCGGUAUCCUGCGCACCACCUUCCUCGAGCGGCCCGAGGCCUGCCCCGGCAUGCCUGAGCUGUACCGCGCGAUCGCGUCGGCAAUCUCGACGGGGCCGGCAGCGGGCAGCGGCGAGGGCGGGGGCGCGGCGGCGGACGACGACGACGCCGGGCGCGAGUCGCCCUCGCCGCCGCCGUGGUUCUACCUCUCGGCGUCGCCGUACAACCUGUACCCGUUCCUGCGCGAGUUCCGCGAGCAGCACUUCCCGCACGGCACCAUCAUCCUGCGCGAGGCGAGCUGGACGAGCCUGCCGGGCCUGCUGACCACGCUGACCGUCGGCACCGAGGACUACAAGGUGGCGGCGAUGAACAAGAUCCGCCGCUGGCUGCCGCGCCGCAAGAUGAUCUGCGUCGGCGACUCGACGCAGUCGGACCCGGAGGCGUACGGCGAGAUCUACCGCGCGCACCCCGGCUGGGUCCGGCUGAUCCUGAUCCGCAAGGUAGAGGACAUCGCGGCGCUGGGCAUCGCAGCCAAGAACGAGCCGGAGCGGUUCGAGAAAGCCUUCCACGACAUACCGCGGGGCGUAUGGCACGUCUUCACGGACCCGGCGGAGUGCGAGAGCAUCGUCCGGGACGCGGUCGCCGGGGUUACUGGGGUUGCCGGGGUCCCCGGGGUCGCCGUGUAGGCGCGAUGGGCCGUCGGCGCGCGGAGGAGUCAGUUGCUGCGAAGGGCGCGCUCGCCUCUGUAUAUCGGUCUCCUUUUUUCCUUUCUCCCCCUUUUCUCCCCACGAUACCCCUAUUCUAUUA
Molecule: messenger RNA, 1826 nt
Organism: Durotheca rogersii
Lineage: Eukaryota; Fungi; Ascomycota; Sordariomycetes; Xylariales; Xylariaceae
Exons: 2
Coding region: 356-1705 (449 amino acids)
Cellular component (GO): actin cortical patch
Molecular function (GO): phosphatidate phosphatase activity
Source: RefSeq, a predicted model, not a curated record